AGAAACGAAACGAAGAAAACAGAUGAUACUCGGAUGUUAUUGCAUGUUGGGUGGUUCACCGUGACUGAAAGAAAAGGAGACAUACAAGCCAUGGCCAUGGCCUGUUCAUCAUCAUCGUCUACUUGUUCAAUUUUCAGUCCAGAUAUGCGAAUUCUUAAUGUGCCAUUAUUAUCAAAACCUACAAAAAAAUUCAAUCACAUUCAUCAUCAUCAUCAUCAUCAUCAUCACGAUGAGCGUACAGUGGGCGGUGUUGGACGCCCAUUGCUUCUGUAUCGGCGCUUCCAAAAGAAUCCAUCAUCAUCAUCAUCACCAACUUCCUUGUCAGUAAAAUGCUUCUCACAUCGUCAAUCUACCCAACAAGAAGAAAAAGAUGAAGAAUUCCAAUUAGAAAGGCUCUUCUCUAACCUCAAUCAAGCCACUCUCAAGAGGGAGCCUGGAAGCCUUUCCAGUGCAAUUCUUCUCGUCUCUGGCACCACUGUUGGUGCAGGGAUCCUUGCAAUUCCUGCAGUGACACAAGAAUCUGGAUUUCUAGCCUCUGCGGUCACCUGCAUUGUUUGUUGGGUAUUUAUGGUUGUUACAGGGCUGCUUAUUGCUGAAGUAAAUGUGAAGACAAUGUGUGAACUGGGUUCUGGUGGUGUGUCAUUGGUAUCAAUGGCCAUGAGAACUCUUGGGACAGCCGGAGUUCAAAUUGCAUGCUGGUCGUAUAUCUUCAUACAUUACGCCCUUCUUGUUGCUUAUGUGGAUCGUUCCUCAGAUAUUUUGACAAAUUUCCUUGGCAUUCCGCUAUGGGAAAGUGCGACAUUGUUUUCAUUGCUUUUUGGAGGCAUUUGCUUCUUCGGAAGCCAGCGGUUUAUUGGAGCAAUAAAUGGUGUUCUCGUAUUUGGAAUCAUCACUUCUUUCACAGCUCUAGUGGUAGUUGCAAGUAGUGACUUGCAUUGGGAUGCUCUUCUGAAAGCCAACUUUGGAGCUGUUCCUGCGAGUAUACCCAUAAUAGCACUUUCUUUUGUUUAUCAAAACGUAGUGCCUGUCAUUUGUACGAAUCUUGAAGGAAAUCUGUCAAAAGUGAGGACUGCAAUUGUCCUAGGCACUGCUAUCCCCCUUGCUCUGUUUGUUGUCUGGAAUGCUGUUAUUCUCGGAUCAAUCACAAGUUUUGAAAUAGGCUCUGAUAAGAUUAUUGACCCCUUACAACAAUUGCAAUCUGCCAACCGAGUUGUUGGGCCAAUAGUUGAUGUGUUCUCACUUCUUGCAAUUGCGACUUCCUAUAUUGGGUUUGUUUUGGGCCUUGCCGACUUCCUUGCUGACUUGCUGAAACUCCCAUCUGGCCAAAACAAGCCUCUGCCGUAUCUACUCACUUUGAUUCCGCCACUCAUAUUGUCGUUGCUUGACCCAGAUAUAUUCUUCAAAGCAUUGGAUUUUGCCGGAACAUAUGGAGUGCUAGUACUGUUUGGAAUUCUUCCUGCUGCAAUGGCUUGGUCAGAUAGGUACUCAAAUUCAUCUGAGUCGUCAUCGAAACUACCCUUGUUGGUUCCUGGAGGAAAACUCACCCUUUCGCUCGUGAUUGGAGGUGCAGGAUUUGUCAUAUUCUCAGAAUUGAUUGAGAACUUUGCUCGUGCACAUUAAUCAGAAACGCAAGAUAUUCUUUUCUUCUUCUUUUUUUAAACAUUAUUGUUCUUUUAAUUUUCCUAUUUUAAGCUAAAUUAGCGGUUGAAUGGAACCUUUGUCACCUCUCCCAGCUUGCAAACUUUUCCUCGUCACCAGAGGUUGUGCAGUCUGAUGUGACUACAACGCAAUGUAUCAAUAAUCCAAUUAGUUUUCAAUUGCAAAUGCUCGUCUCAAGGUUGAAUUUGAACUGGACUAAGUAGUCCGAGUUUACCGAAUGUUGUGGCAAACAAAAAUGUGAAUUGUCUUUACUCACUCAUGCUCAA
Messenger RNA from Camellia sinensis, 1925 nucleotides. RefSeq lists its product as uncharacterized. Gene Ontology annotation, biological process: amino acid transmembrane transport. The record is from RefSeq and is a predicted model, not a curated record. NCBI's taxonomy places the organism in Eukaryota, Viridiplantae, Streptophyta, Magnoliopsida, Ericales, Theaceae.